Molecule: messenger RNA, 4843 nt
Organism: Malaclemys terrapin pileata
Lineage: Eukaryota; Metazoa; Chordata; Testudines; Emydidae
Product: olfactomedin-4-like
Exons: 5
Coding region: 2276-3685 (469 amino acids)
Biological process (GO): signal transduction
Source: RefSeq, a predicted model, not a curated record
AAAGAGGUGGAUGUGUUCUCCCACUACUGAUGCAGGAGGCUGCAGAAAACUCCAGUUACCCUGAAAACUUGCCCAAGCUGCUAGACCUGACUGAUGCUUAAGAGCUGCUGGGAUUGCCACUGGCUGUAUACCCCCAGGAGAUGGAGGAUGAACCUGGGGUUCAGGUACACCCUGAGGGAGGGGAGAAAGGAGCCCAGCAAUAGCCAACUGCAGUCUGGCUGCAGGAGCAUCUGAAAUGCGGUCAGUGUGUUGCAGUGGGAUUCCCUGCUGAUCCAGUGGCAGACCUCUCUGUUGCUGUUAGGGCCCUGGGUUGGGACACAGUGGAGUUGGGCAGGCCUGUGUCCCCCUACCCCUGCUGACCCACCAUUGGGGUGGCAGUACUCCCCCUCUUCAAACCAAGAGGCCUGUGCUUGUCUGGCUCCCACUAGAGCCAGGACAAGAGAUUAUACCUGCACACCUGACCACUGGUUGGUGGGCUAGACUCUUUGGUGGGUGCCUGACCCCUGGCUUGGGGUGGGGGAGAGUGGCCCUAGACUGUGUUUGGUACCCUGCCCUUUCUGAGGGCCUGGGUUCCUGACUAUGCCCUGCCUAAGGGUUGGGCUUUAGACUGCUUGAUGUCCUGCCCUGCCUGAGGGCUUUGGCCCCUGAACCUCUUCUCUCUCGCUGGUGGGAUCAAGCACUGAGACUGGUAACUUCCCCAUUAUUUUAGACCAGUACUGGACAACCUGCAGCUCCCAUUGGCUGGGAAUGGUGAACCAUGGCCACUGUGAGCAGCUAUGCAAAUGUAAACAAAUGGUCUGGUGGCCUGCCAGCUGAUUACUCUGACAGACUGUGUGUGGCCAUCAGGUUGCCCACAACUGUCUUAGACUGCCCUUCAGGGAGGAGUGACAGCAAAGAGGUGUGGCCUCUCUCAGAGAUUGACAGCCAGGGAGGACCCCCCCACACACACACCUACAUGCCCCUUUGCAAUGGUCCAUCUGCACAAACAGGCCAGAAACUUGACAGAACUGGCCAGAUGGGAUUUCUCCAGUGUAAGGGAAAUCCCCAAAGAACCAACAGCUGCCACAGGGGCUUCCUUCAGCCUGUGCCACCUCUGCCUCACCUGCAUGCUGGGGGAGCUCUUGUGGAACCCAGCUCUGCAUUGUGUACCCUCUGUGUAAGUCUCAGAAUCCUCCCCCCCCUGCAUUUUCUUACACUUAAAGAGGCAGCACUCAGAAAACAGCCCCCAAGCUGCAUUCUCCACAAUAAGUAUGUAUUGAAAAAUCCAACUGCAGACCCUAAGGGUUGGGGAACUGACCUGACCUUCCACCCAAACUCACACCUAGCCUUCCUGCCAGUUCAGAAAUAUCUGGAUAGCCAUUUUCAUUCUUGCUUGCCUCUAUACUGGGCUCCAGUGACCACUGGAAGUGGUAAUGCCUAAAUGCCGUGAGACCAGCUCAUCAGAAGCAAAGAGUACUUUAAAUCUGCUGGCAAGCCAUGCACAUCUUAGUGCUCCCACGUACAGGGCUGUUCCACAGUGUGCUGUUCCCUGAUCUCCCCUGCUUCAGAAGCCAUGGUACCAAAGCUGUAGGAUGGGCAUUAAUGCUGACUGUCUUAGCAUUAUCUUGCAGGUUUGCUGGGGCUGUUCUUCAGCUCGGCCCCCUCUCCCAUCCAAUGGUUGUUCUUUAGCCCAAACUUGUGGAGCCCCAUGUGCACGAUGCUCAUGUUAUAAGGCAUCCAGGGGCUUAGAGGAAGGGAGGGAGGCUCCUUUGACGUUGUAUGUGAAAUAACCUAACUUGAGCUGUUUUCACCCCAUCUGAGUUUAGAAGCAGGAUUACAAAGAUGAUGUGGCCCAGGUUGUCUAUCUGCUCCUGAAAGGAUUUACAAUAAAAAUACUGAUAAGUCCAGUAAAAGGAAGCAGUUAUUCUCCCCUCCAGAAAAGAAUGCAUUUUAAUUAUUGAAGUCCAUCAAUUAAUUGAUCUGCCCAUUGUGUAUUUAUUCCUUUGUGGCUCCCUGAGAACAAGACUAGAUACUGGAAAUGAGGAAGGGCUUUGUUACAAAAGGAGAGGGUGGUUAAUUUUUGACAGCAGGCAAUGAGAAAGUUAUGUUUGUAUAAUAGUCAAGUCACUCUCUGUGCCGUGGCUCACUCACCUGCAUGUCAUCACCUUUGUGAGAAGUGUCAAUAAAUAUUACACAAGUACCUCUUUCUAAGCACAAAACUCCUACUAGAGGAAUUCCCAGAGCCCCUUAUAAAAGGGAUCCCGUCCUUUCUCCAUCGUGUCUGUUUGCUGAGAAGAUGAAGUGUGAAAACUUGGCUGUGCUGCUGGUCUUUCUACAAAAUGCCAUUGCAUUGAAUGCAGCCAGCACCAUGCUCCAGAAUGUGCCAUUUGCCAAUGUGACCGGCUCUUUGAAUGACAAUGGAGUGUGCCAAUGCUCAGUGUACCUGCCAGACACCGUGUUUCCUGUGCAGAAGGUCGAGAUUCUGGAAAUCACAGCCCAAGUGCUUUCUGAGAAAUUUGAAAGAGAACUUACUAAAGUUAGCCAAUAUACCAAAGCAAUUGAAAUGUAUGAACAGAAAAUCCGAAACCUAACCAUCAAAGUGGAACAUAUGGAGUCGACCAGUGUUUCUUACAGUGAGUUGGACUUUCAGUUGCUGAAACUGGAAAUCAAUGAAAUGGAGAGACUGGUCACUCAGCUGAAAUCCACACUUGUUGGAAGCAAUGUGAUUGUUGAACAACUAUACGUGGAGAUCAAGAAUCUGACUCUCAUGGUAAAUGAUCUGGAAUCAUUGGACAAAAACAAUAUCCUUGCAAUCCAUCGAGAAAUUGUGGCUCUCCAGAAUCGAUUGAAGGAAUGUGAAAAACAUAGAAAUCAAACCACAACACCCUCCUAUUUCCCACCAGGCAGUUGUGGUCAUGGUGGGAUUGUGAAUAUCAGCCAGCCCUAUGUUGUACAGCUGAACUGGAGAGGAUUUUCCUUCAAAUAUGGUUCCUGGGGUAGGGAUUCCUCUCUUCGGACCCCGCAGAAGGACCUAUACUGGGUGGCACCUUUGAACCCAGAUGGGAGACUCUUAGAAUCUUACAGACUUCAUAAUUCCUAUGAUGAUUUGCUGCUAUUAAAAAAUGCUCGAGAGUUAAACAUUCAAUAUGGGGAAGGCAGUGGCACCGCAGUUUACAAUAACUUCAUGUAUUACAAUGUAUAUAAUUCAAGAGAUAUGGGCAAGCUCAAUUUAAACACAAACACAUUGGCUGUGAGGAAAACUCUGCCGAAUGCUGCUUAUAGUAACCGUUUCUCUUAUGCUGGUGUUGGGUGGCAAGAUAUGGACUUUGCUGUGGAUGAAAGUGGAUUGUGGGUAAUUUAUUCAACAGAGGACAACAAAGGUAACAUUAUGAUUAGCAAACUCAAUGAGACCACACUUGAUGUGCUCCAUACUUGGAAUACAAGGCAGUACAAGCCAUCCAUUUCCAACGCUUUCAUCAUCUGUGGUGUUCUAUAUGCCACAAGACCUGUCAACACUAGGAAAGAGGAAAUAUUUUACACAUACGACACAAACACUGAACAGGAAGGUAAAAUUAGCAUAAUUAUGGAUAAAAUGUUAGAAACAAUUCAAAGUAUCAACUAUAACCCCUCAGACCGAGUCCUGUAUGUUUACAAUGAUGGCUACCUUGUUAAAUACAAUCUUCUUUUUCAACCUGUGUUACACUGAUAUGAAUAAACACAACAACUAGAGAUCACACAAAGUCCGAUUUUAUAUCCCUUUGGGCAAUGUGAAUGUUAAAUUAGGGCCUAAUCCUACCAAGAGUCGCUCCUGGGCAUAAGGUUUAUUCCCAUGAGCUGUCCCAUUGAAGGAUAAUAAGCUCUAUGUCUGGUAACAAUUGGGUGCAAGGUUAGGUUCACAGCUUUUUAACUGGUGUUUAGCUACAAUGGCACCAGGAGUACUAGAAAUGCCUCUGCUAUAAAAAUAGAUUAAGUAGAUGACUUAGUGAUGCACAGAACAUGCUUCGUGAUAGGGAAAUUGCUCACACACUGACGUGCAUUUGGAGGAAUGUCUGUAUUUGGAUGACACAUGGAAACUGCACUGCUGUUUUGUCGUCACUGCUCAAAGUAUGCAAGGCCAUAAAUAUCAUAUUAAAUAUUGGCCUCAAAUAAUUACUAAAAGAUUAAAAUUAGAGGAGAAUUAGAAUUUGAUCUUUAAAGAGCAGCCAUUGGUUAAGCUGAAGCUGUGGAAACGGUUGCCUUGUCUCCUUCUUGCAACCCAUCAAUGUAUUUUAAAUGGCAGGGCUCCAAUGCAUUACUUUCCUAAAGUUGCACUUCAUGAAAAAACCUUAUUAACCAUUUUUGGAUGGUUACAUUUUCUUAGCACUGUGUCCUGGGGGCCUGAUCCAAAGCCCAAUGAAAGCAGUCCCUUGGUAUAUGGCACAUGCUACAACAGAACAUAAGCUAUGCCAUCCUACAUGCUCCACUUAGUCCUCUGAGUCCAUUUAGUCUGCAAUUACUCUGAGCUCCAUUAGCAUCUUUCAAAAACACUCUGAAAACAAGGAGCCAAAUUAAUAACCAGUAUAAUUCCAUUGGCAUCAAUUACCUUACUUUGGGGGUGAAUCUGGCACAUGAUAUAUCAGUUAUAGAAUACUGAAGUUGGGACAAAAUCAGUCAUAUGCUCUUUAUUUUUAAAAUGCCACUUAUAAGAUUUUUGUAUCAAUAUCUGUACUGUAAUCAUGUCAGAAAUAAUGAGAUGAACAGUUAUGAAAAUGCAGUAAAUGUUUGCUGGUUUUCUAUUAUUAAUCCUAUCUUUGUCUUCUUGUAAUCUGGAUCAGUAGAUGUGAAUUAUUAAUUUUUGUUUAAUAAAGUGUUAUAAAAAUCCAAA